CCGUGACUUUCAAGCUUCAUCGACAUCCUUGACUGCCAAACUCUAAUACAAAUUCACAUACCAUGUACCCCCGGUGACCUGGUCAAUAUUCACUGCUUGUCAAUACUCAAUGGUCACAAAUUCUCAGGAUAUCCCUGCACAACCUCCACAAGCAGACAAGGAUGAUUCAUCUUUGAGCGCUCAUCUCUGGUUUCCAGAGCCAGAAGCUCAAGAACAAGCUAUUGCCAUACCUCAGGCAUCUAAUUCAUCUUCACAAUUAAGGGAUCGUUUGUAUAUUGGAAAUCUGCAUCCUACUGUCGAUGAAUAUGCGCUUCUACAGAUCUUCACCAAGUUCGGCAAAGUAUCGAAACUUGACUUCCUCUUUCACAAGACGGGGCCAAACAAAGGAAAACCACGUGGAUAUGCCUUCAUACAAUAUUUGCACGAAAGUGAUGCCCAGACGGCAUUGGAAAACAUCAAUGGGAGGCUAUUGCGGGGUCGUAAGCUGGCUGUCACUUUUGCUUAUCAAGCUCCGCUCGAACAGCCCAGUGGAAGUCGACAAGUGGGUAGGGCGAGAAGAAUUGAUGCGCGACCGACUACUCUGAGUAUGAUAAAAAGUGGAAUCCAUACUCGGUCAGAAGGUACGGAUAACAAGAUUGCGACGAUGGAGGCAAAGUUACGCCAGAUGGAAUCAAGCACCACCGAUUCGUUUAAUUCGUUGCCACCAAAACCACCGCCAUCGGCUGCGUUAUUAAGUUCGGCCUCAAGGCAGUGUCUUGGUUUGAAGGGUUCUCUCUCUUCGAGAAAUCCCGCAGGCCCAACCGUUCGGCGUCUUACCGCCCGCGUAGAACCUAUUACUCAUCCAGGGCUUUCUGCGGACAAUAAUAGCACACCUUCAGCAUCGCUACCGACACUCAAUACUCAACCAGAGGUCGCCAAGCCAUCCAUGUCGUGUAGACGCAUAUUACCUGGUGUGAAGAUCAUCAAAGAACGUAGUAAAUGAAGGUAAUGCUCGGCAUCACACCUCCAUUAUACUGACAACGAUCUUCGCCAGACCUCUACAGUUGACACCUGCCACUGAGAUCGUUCCGAUGGUACAAAGCCUUUCUCACAAAAUUCGUCAACAUCUUAGCGCACUUCCGAGUUGUCAUGAUGUAGUUUCGUAUGAAAUAUACCAUCAGCACGGUCUGAGAGUUCUCAUGGGUGUGUUCCACAAUGACACUUUACACACCGACUAGGUGCCUCC
Suillus plorans is the source of this 1225-nucleotide messenger RNA. RefSeq lists its product as uncharacterized. The transcript has 4 exons. The record is from RefSeq and is a predicted model, not a curated record. Gene Ontology annotation, molecular function: RNA binding. Lineage: Eukaryota; Fungi; Basidiomycota; Agaricomycetes; Boletales; Suillaceae. Bases 110 to 982 code for a protein of 290 amino acids.